AUUAACAGGAACCUUCCGAUGAGGAAUGGAUGAUUUAACGCACAAUGUACAACUGUGCCUGGAUUCGGCCAGGAUUCACGAAUCCAAGAUCAAGUUCACCGAAAAGAACCUGGGUUUUAUAGUGAAGAGUCUGAUUGCAUCAAAUACCUUCAAGGAGUUGAAAACAGUUCUAGCAAUCAAGAAUCAAGACUCUCCCUGCGUGAUAUUUAUGGAACCUGGUGGACUCAAAGUCGGGAAAAUAAAUGUUAGAAGAUUUAUGUACAAGACGUUUCGUGAUCCUGAGUUAGAGUCUAAGAUCAACCAGUGGAAUAUUACUUGUGGCGACGUUUCUUGUAUCAACCCUUACCACGUGGUCUUCAAAUUAACAUUUGCGGAUUUCUUCAACAAAAAUGAGCACGAAAACGGACGAAAUUUAUGAGAUCUCCUACUCAUUCUGGUAGAACUCCAACACCUUCUGUUGGAACUCCAUCACCUGUUGGUAGAACUCUGACACCUUAUAGUAGAACUCUG
Messenger RNA from Eurytemora carolleeae, 510 nucleotides. RefSeq lists its product as uncharacterized. The coding region runs from base 26 to 418 and encodes 130 amino acids. Lineage: Eukaryota; Metazoa; Arthropoda; Copepoda; Calanoida; Temoridae. Gene Ontology annotation, biological process: transforming growth factor beta receptor signaling pathway. The transcript has 6 exons. The record is from RefSeq and is a predicted model, not a curated record.